Penicillium angulare is the source of this 360-nucleotide messenger RNA. RefSeq lists its product as uncharacterized. The transcript has a single exon. NCBI's taxonomy places the organism in Eukaryota, Fungi, Ascomycota, Eurotiomycetes, Eurotiales, Aspergillaceae. The record is from RefSeq and is a predicted model, not a curated record. Bases 1 to 360 code for a protein of 119 amino acids.
AUGCAAAACAUCAAGCGUACACACGAAAGCCCCAAUAUCUCGGAGCUUGCUUUAACUAUAUAUAAUAGAGAGUACGAUUCAACUGCAGACUUGCGACAUAUUUUCUUCACAACCGUUAUAAACGAACAGACUCGAACUCUUAUUACUGAAGAUUUGUACCCAUCUUGGCCAACUGCUCCGGUAAUGACUUGGGAGCAUGGUACCCCGCAAUUUGAACAAAUCAUCGGUACGCGGCUUGGACACCUUACUGGGUAUAUUGUUGGCGGCUUUGAUCGUGGAACUCGCCGCAUUGCCCGUGUAGUGGGCUAUUCUCUUUAUCGAGAUAUUUUGGAUUUGCGCUUCGACAUCGAGCCUAUGUAA